Molecule: messenger RNA, 878 nt
Organism: Arachis ipaensis
Lineage: Eukaryota; Viridiplantae; Streptophyta; Magnoliopsida; Fabales; Fabaceae
Source: RefSeq, a predicted model, not a curated record
UAUAGGAUGACAAUUAAUGCAGCAAAAAAUGGCUUAGCCUGGAAUGAAUCUAGGUUUCACAAAUGAAUCUAUAAAGGGAUUGGUUGAAGCAGAAAUAAAAUUACUAUAGACACCUAGGUUACUUUUCUCCCUUCAUCAUUCUUAAUUUCCUCUCUACUUUGCUGACUACCACCAUGGCUAGAUCCAAAGUGAAGCUUGCAUACAUAACCAACGAUGCUGCAAGGAGGGUUACAUACAAGAAGAGAAAAAGAGGGAUGAUGAAGAAAAUUAGUGAACUAAGCACCCUUUGUGGGGUUGAUGCCUGUGCCAUAGUGUACAAUUCACGUCAAGACGCUCAUCCUCUUGACGAGCCCGAGGUUUGGCCCUCCCGCAUGGGAGUUGAAAGGGUGAUUGAGAAAUUCCGGCAAAUGCCAGAAAUUGAUCAAAACAGGAAGAGGAUGGAUCAUGCGGAUUACUUGACUCUGAGGAUCGCUAAAGAGAAGGAGAAACUGAAGAAGAAAAGGCAUGACAACAACGAGAAGGAGUUCCAGCUUCGCAUGCAUGAUUUCAUGCUAAGAAACAGGCUUCCAGAGAAUCUGAGCUUCUUUGAUUUGAAUAACUUGGCUUAUCAUACUGACAUGAAGCUUAGGGAGAUCGACAUGCGGUUGCAGAUGCUUCUGGAAAAAGAGAACAAGGAGAUGAUGAUGGAUUUCGCGUCGUGUCCAGUGGCGGAGCUUAGUUCAGACAAGGGGUCGUCACCAGCGAUUCAUGGUCCUCCCCUUGAGAGUGGAGAGUCUAGUAGGAAGAACAUGAACCAUUUUUCAUUUAUGGAGGAAAACAACCACAACAACUACAAUAGUGGUUUUGAGAUGAUUCUUGGAAAUGCAGGAAUUAAUUAA